This is a messenger RNA of Fimicolochytrium jonesii, 1076 nucleotides long. RefSeq names its product ribosomal protein S7e. Gene Ontology annotation, cellular component: 90S preribosome; ribosome; cytosolic small ribosomal subunit. Gene Ontology annotation, biological process: translation; rRNA processing; ribosomal small subunit biogenesis. The transcript is spliced from 4 exons. The record is from RefSeq and is a predicted model, not a curated record. NCBI's taxonomy places the organism in Eukaryota, Fungi, Chytridiomycota, Chytridiomycetes, Spizellomycetales, Powellomycetaceae. Bases 101 to 682 code for a protein of 193 amino acids. Gene Ontology annotation, molecular function: structural constituent of ribosome.
CUUCAAUCGACACAUAUAUCUGGUGAGUAGACAAAGGCAGGCAAUCCAUCCAUCCAUCCAUCCAUCCAUCGCAGUUGGGGAACGACAGACGCCAGUCACCAUGUCCGCCAGGUCGAAGAUCGUGAAGCCUAACGGCCAAGAGCCAGACGAGCUUGAGCUCCAAGUUGCUCAGAACAUUCAGGAACUCGAGUCCAACGUGCCUGAGCUCAAGGAGGACCUUAUGGGUCUCCAGUUCGUCAGCGCCAAGGAGGUUGACGUCGGUCACGGAAAGAAGGCCAUCAUCAUCUUCGUCCCCGUCCCUCUCGUCAAGCAGUACCACAAGGUCCAGACGCGCCUUGUUCGCGAGUUGGAGAAGAAGUUCUCCGACCGUCACGUCCUCCUUGUUGCCCAGCGCCGUAUCCUGCGCAAGCCUACCCGCAAGGCUCGUGUCCACCAACCCCGCCCCCGUUCCCGCACUCUCACCGCUGUCCACGAGGCCCUCUUGGAGGAUUUGGUCUACCCUACCGAGAUUGUCGGCAAGAGGACGCAAGUGCGUGUUGACGGUAGCAAGACGAUCAAAGUUUUCUUGGACCGCAAGGACCACACUUCCCUUGAGUACAAGCUCGAGACCUUCUCUUCCACAUACAAGAAGCUCACUGGAAAGGAUGUUGUCUUCGAGUUCCCUGUCGGUAGCCAAGAAUAAAUCUCUCUUCAAUGAGGAAUUCAUCAUCUUGGGGUGGAGGGGUCGUGUACAGGCGCGUGGAUUGCGGCGAGACGGAGGGAAAAUCCUUUUUGCCACAUCAAAUACAUUAUAGUCUCUUGAUUGCAUUCUGAAUCAUGUGAAUCUAUGUGUGAUGCGCUCGACCCUGGACAACAGUGGGGCAUAUUACUUCCGACGCUGGUUUGGACAACUUUGGCGAAUGGGUUAUCAGUGUCCCUGGAUGUGCAGCUGGACAAGUCGGAGGACGGCUGCAAUGGAUGGGGUUGGGCGAUGGAGACGCGCGGGGGACUGGCAUCGAAAAGGAUGGCUUAAAGAUCGGCCCCGCGGAUGCUCCUGCUCGCAAGAAAGGGGUAUUCAAUCGCAAUUCGGCGGCGAC